Physella acuta is the source of this 2495-nucleotide messenger RNA. RefSeq lists its product as uncharacterized. Gene Ontology annotation, molecular function: 3'-5'-RNA exonuclease activity. The record is from RefSeq and is a predicted model, not a curated record. NCBI's taxonomy places the organism in Eukaryota, Metazoa, Mollusca, Gastropoda, Physidae.
ACAGUGUGGCAACGAAAGCGAGGGAGUGCUGUUCAGACUUGGACAAGAGGUUUAAAAUAUCAUCAUCUAGUGGUAAGAGUGUAGCUACUGCGGUAGGGGUGGUUGUGAAUGUUUCAAAGUUGAGGUAUGUCCUUUUUUUAAUUGAUGAUAGAUUAAUAAAUGUUUUAUUCUAUUCUUUAAUUUAUUAUGCACUUUCAGUACAAUUUUAUUUGAGCUUUCUUCUGAUUAUUUUGACCAUUCUCUUACAGGACUUUGAUUUAUUUCUAAUUUUAUAAAUUUAAUAUACUUUGCUGCAAAUUUUCAGCUUAGUUUUAGAAUAUUCCUUAAAUUAAUUUUCUGGUUUUUUUUUUUUAGCUUUCUUGUCAUCAUCUUUAUCACCUAGAGAACAUUAAUUAAUAACUAAUUUGUAUAUCUAUUUUAUAUACUUUACAAAUUUUUCUACAAAUUUCUAAUUCCAUUUACCCUUCUCUUUUCAGGUACAGUUUUCAUGGGGAGCCAGCUUCAUUCAAGGCUCAUCUUAGAGAGAAUGAUGUAGCUGCUGGAACAUUUGUCCGCUAUGUUGGAAAUCGGCUUCAUCUGUUGUUUCGCAUGGCUGGCGUUGUAAUUCAGUACAAGAACUUGCUAACAGAUUAUCUUGUUGGAAAAACAACCAAAGUCUGCACUCAACUGCUUGCCGAUCUUAAGAAGCCUGAGGUUCUUGUACAGCUGCAAGCACUAGGGCUGAUAGGGAAAUUGAUCUCUGGCCCUUGGAUGAAGUUGAUUUACAAGAAUGCAAUGCGGCGGUCAAAUCUGGCUUUUGUAUCAGAGUUCCAGUAUGCUAUGAAAGAAAUUGAGAGGUUAAAGAAUAAUCCUGAAGGUGUACUGACAACUAACUUUGAUGUGUUUGGACAACAUCUGGAGGUGGACAGAACUUUGGAAGCUCUUCGGCAGGAGCAGAACAGCACUCUGUUUAAUGAAGUCAUGAAAGCAUUGUUGGCUUCUACUGAGUCUGUCUUGGUGCGACAGCUGGAGAGGUAUCUGGUUGGAGAUCUUUCCAACCCCACAAGUGAGAUGUUGGAUGCCACCAGUUCUGCACCACCUCACAAUAUCUUUUCAGAAAGGUGUCUCGGCAUUGCAGACUACCUUAUCAGGCGUUCCCCAAAUGUGUCAGUUGGUUUCAUGGACUCUAAGUUAAAGGCAAGUGUGAAUGGCACACUUGAGUGGCUGGAUCAAAAGUCUGUUCCAGAGCAGAUGAAACUGGUUACCUUCGCGGUGCAUAGGGGAGCCCAGAUAAGGAAAGCCUGCAUUCUGUUGCAGCAGCAAAUAGAUAGGGACAUUUUGUCACGCAUGAAGGACUUGAAGGAAAAGCAAGAAAAGCUUGAAAGGAAAAAGUUUCAGACUGCUGUCCGCAAGGCUAUGUGUGACAAAAAUGUUUCUGUUGAUGAGCCUAUUUUUGCUGCUGUUGAUAGAAAGCAGAGACCAUUUCUGUCUAGAAUUUUGGCUGGUGAGGAUCUGGUUGGUGUUCAGCUGACUCAUAAGUGGGAGCUGGAUGAUCAGGGUGUGUCACAAUAUAGCGGAAGGAUUAUUGAAAGGGUACCGGCAACAAAAAAGAAGUCAGCUGUCUACACCAUCAGUUACUGGUCGGAGGAUGAGGAUGAUGCUGAGGAUUUUAGCCAUCUGGCAGAAUCACUGGUGGUUGACUUGCUUCACAGGAAUCUUGAGUUUCUUUCUGAUUAACAGCUAUUCAAAUUUCAGAGUAUUUUUUACAUUUUUAGUAUACAAAUUAACUUUCUUUUUUAAUCAUUUGAGUGUUUUUAUAAAUUGUUACUGAAAAUGCAUGCUGUGAAUAGUGUAAACUAAGUUUGAAACAUAAUACUAACAAUGUUUUUAAUUUUAAAGUGUUGUUUAUAUAAUGUAAAAAAAUGUACAAUUUAAUUACUUAACUUGUUUUUCAGGGUAAUUGAAAUCUGCUAGAUAAUCCUAGAAUCAGAAGUUAAGGUGCUUCAAAAUGUUCGUCAAAACUAAUUUUAACUAUUUUCUUUUACAGUUUGAUCACUCAAGUACAGACAAUUUUAAAAAAUGUAUUUCUUUUCCUUAGAUGUUCUAAUAGUUUCUAUAGAAUAAAAAUAAUUGAUACUUUAGAAAAUUGUUUUAUCACUAAAGUUGUCAAAAAUUUUAAUAUGGCAUUUAAAUUCUUUUCCAGCAUACACUGAAGUCAUGGAAUAUAUUUAAUAGUAAAUUUACUUAAAGCCAAUAUUUUAAUGUUUAAUACUUGAUAAUUAAAACUAUUUUUUUCUUCAGGUAGAUCAAGUGGUGAGGAGCUGCUGAUGUCGUCUGAUGUCAAUGUUGCCUGAUGUCGAGUACUGUGGAUUUGUUACUUCACACUAGUGUUGAUGUGGAUUUGUUUUCUUCACACUAAUGUUAAUUGUGGAUUUGUUUCUUCACGCUAAUGUUAAUUGUGGAUUUGUUUCUUCACUAAUGUUAAUUGUGGAUUUGUUUCUUCACACUAAUGUUGU